Messenger RNA from Nilaparvata lugens (brown planthopper), 3799 nucleotides. RefSeq lists its product as uncharacterized. Bases 526 to 3207 code for a protein of 893 amino acids. The transcript has 14 exons. Gene Ontology annotation, cellular component: nucleus; chromosome, centromeric region. Gene Ontology annotation, biological process: meiotic chromosome segregation. The record is from RefSeq and is a predicted model, not a curated record. Lineage: Eukaryota; Metazoa; Arthropoda; Insecta; Hemiptera; Delphacidae.
UUACUAUAAUAGCUCGUUGGAUAAUAAUUCCUUCUAUUUUGUGUCACUUCAAGGGCACAGUCAAGGCUCAAGGGAUUAUGAUUAUUAUCAUAUUAUAGAUGAUUAUAUAAUUUGAAAAUAGUUAGAUCUGUUUAUUUCUCAAUCAAUUUUAAUAUUUAUUUUUUAUAAAUUGAUUUUUUUAAUGUUUAAUAGUAAAGUAAAUAAAAUACUUUUAUUAUAAUGGCAAUUGGCAAUAGUGAUAUCAGUUAUGAUGGAAUCAGUUCAGAAUCGGAUGAGUAUUGUUGAAUUUUGAUAAUAAUACAGUAUGAAAAACAUCAAAUCAUAAAUUGAAUGUUGUCUAAUUUGAAUCUUGAAUUUAUUUUCAAGUUUGUGUAUUGCUCUUAUAAACUUUUUGUAUUAGCAGUAAUUUCAAUUAUUUAUUACAGAUAGUGUAUCUUGCAAGUUGCAACACUUUGGCUACUUCAUUUAUUUAUGGUAGACAGUGAAAUUUUGUUUUAAUAAUUUAUUGGGAGACAACUACUUUCAAUGAGUUUGCCAAGAAAAGUUGUGCACCAUGGGUGCUGUGGCAAUUUCUAUCUAUCAAUCCAAAAAAAAAAGUAUCAGACACUUUUCAAGAGAUGCCGGAAAAUUGAAAGAGCCUACAAAACACUAUCAAACAGGUACAACGACUUGAAAUCACAAAACACUGCAAUAGUUAGAGAACUACAAGAACAAAAAGUUCUCAAUCGUCGGCUUGAAAAUGAGCUGCACAGCCGUAACAGUGUCUGGAUGAACCAUGCUACAUCAAUUGAGCACGCACAGAUGAAGCAGUUGCUUGGCUCAAUGGACAUGGCUUUUGAAAACAUGCUGACUCACACAGUGGAGCUCACCAAGUUCAUGUCUGACGGAAAGAGUGCAUUGGACAACUACCGAUUCUUGAUGAGGAACAACUGGGCCUCCAAUAAUAGGCCUAUGACUUCUACAAAUAAUGAUGUACGCAAACCGACAUCAAAGACUGCUCCGAUUAGGCCAAUGGUUCAGGGCUUCACUGUGCAUCAGCCAUCUAUUUUCCUACAAAGAUGCAAUGUGCCAACUUUAGAAGAGGAAAUGACAAUCAACAACCAGAUGGAAAAUGACGAUAGUGAUCGGUUGCCGACUAUUUUUGAAGCAAGUAACAGCGAUGCAGAUUCCAGCCCUGGUACAGCAAAUAUGAUGCAAGACAUUGUUCAAGAUUCUAUUAAUUUUGAAAAUGCACGUAAAAGGAAAAGCAGACUAGGAAGAUUUGGAUUCCGAUCUUCUAACUGUGGUGAAACACUUUUCAGGGGAAAUUCUAGAAGUGAAGCCAACAGUAAUCAGGAGGAACUGCAAGAUUCGACUGACAACUUCUCCCCUGUACGUGACAUGAAUGACGUCAUCAACAUUCGUCGCAGAAAUGUAUCACGCGCUGGUACCGCAACAUCGAAUCUGAGGAGAAAUGCGGCAGCCUCCUUGUCUCACAGCGAACGCGAACCAGUCGUCAAACUGCACAAACUGGACCACGACCGCCUGGCCUCGGUCUCCCACAACCAGCCAUGUCCACAGAUCAUCGAAGAGCUCUCCGAAUCUGUUGGAGACGACGAAGAAGAGCUGACCUCGCCCAGAGUGAGAGUGAGGAGAGAGUUGCAUCCAGUCGAGCGGAGGAGAGCGGAGAGCGAAGUUGUCGAUCCUCUGGAGGGGAGUAGUUGGAUGUUUUGCAACAAUAACACCCCGGUGCAAAAGAGUACACCCAGGGUGAUCAAGGUCCUAAACGUCACUGCUAAAGAUUCAAAUAUGUCAAUCAUUGUAGAUGAUGAUGACGAUGAUGAUGAUGACAUUAUCGAAGCCUCUCCAGCUUCCAACGCGAACGUAACACGCAACAACAUUAUAAAACAACCAAAACCCAACAAUAUGUCGACUACAUCCGCCACCGCCACCAAAGACUUCAAGUCGUGUUUGGUGGUUUGUGAGAAAAUAAUCGACCCAGAUUCUGAUUGUGAAAUUGUGAGACCUUUGGCCGAAGAGUCUUCAAAUCAAUCUAACAACUCAAAUCCGUUUUCUGGCUUCGAUAGUCUAGAAGUGAAAAGUCGUGAGAACCUGAAUGCUAUGAACAGAGUCAUCAAUGACAUCGUGCAGGAAGCAACACCCAACCAAAACCAAAUCACUGACACUAACGGUAUAGACGUUGUUUAUUUUGAUGAGUCUUUGGAUGCACAAAAUGUGAAAAGUGAAGUUUUAGAUCCUAGGUCUCCCGAAAAACGCGGUAAUCAUGAGACGAUCGAUGUUGAUAAUGAGACAGGUGUUGUCGGUAAUGUUACCAGUGAAGUUAAUGAUAUUGUGAGUAACGAUAAUGAUAUCAGUAACGAUGAUAAUAUUGUCAGUAGCGAUAAUAAUGUUGUGAGUGACGAUACUAAUGCUCCUCAGAUCCGAGAGACUUCUAGAAGAAACAGAAAUCUCACUGCCACAAAGAAUUCGGCGAAAAAUACAACAGGAGCCAGACAGAGAUCUCCCACCAAAGCUGUGGUACAGACAUCUCCUGCAAAACCUGUUGAGAAUGCAAACUCUCCCACCGGACGUCCAAGUAUUGAAGAAGACAAUAUUCCAAUUAUAACUUUGAAAAAUAAACUGAGCCACGUCAGUCCUAGAAAAAGGUCGGCGAAAAAUCACGGUGAUAGAUUGGCUAAUGAAGACAUGUCUAAGAACGGAUCCUCGACAAGUGGUGUGGAAAGUGAGCAAGUUGACUGUGUGCCUGAAAUUGCUGUCGAUUGCAGCUCCAUCACUAAAAGACGAAAGAUGAGAUGUACUCCUACAAGUAGCAGCAAAAAUGAAAGCAACCGGCAAAGUAAUUGCAGGGAAACACCUAGCGAGUCAAUCGGCACCAUCCUUAUGAAAAGAAGAUUGUCUGUAUCCUUGCAACGUCUGUCACUAAAAACCAUGAAAACAAUAAAUACACAAAGGAACAAACAAAAUAAACGUGCAAUAAAAAACAAUGUGAAGGAAAAUUCCAAAAAUUCUAAAUCAGACAAAAGAAUAAAAUCUAAUUCACGAAAUACUCGGAAGAAGAAAAUUUCGCAAGAAUCAAGUCAGGAUCAUUCAACAGUUUCCUCUUUUGAUGAAUUCGGUUUCUUAAGGGAAGAACGAUCAAGGAGGAAUAGAGUUGUUCAGAGCUACAAAGAAGUUAGUCUUGGAAAAAAGCUGAGACGAUCGAAAUAGAGGCUUCUCUCAUAAUGGCACUAACAUAAUAGCAAUAAUUAUUGCAUAAAAUACAUUGAUUUUGUAAUUUUAUUAUUGUAGGCAAUUAAAUAGAAAAUGGCAGUAUUCUUUUAACUUUGUGACAUUUUUGUAAGUUGAUUGUUUUUUGUGAUUUGUCUGCAUAAAGCUCUGUUACUCAAUUUAAAUUUCCGCUUACUAUAAUGGAAUAUAGGCUAUGGUUGUAUGUCUUACAAUAACAAUUCAUAAUCUUAUAAGAUAGACUUUAUUUUUUAAAUAUUAUUAUUUGUUUAUAUCAAUUUGUUAGCUUACCUUAUUACGUGAAAUUGUACACUGCAUGACUGCUUUCCAUUCUUAUGAAUUAUGGUCACUUUUGUCAAGUUUACGAGUCUUAUUGUUUUGAUUGUUACAUGGACAUUGAUUGCUAAAACUCUUAUUGUAAGCCGUAGGUACCUAAUGAGGUACAAAUGUUGAGAUGGUGGUCAUGCCAUAAUAAUUAUGUUGUGUUUAUCAAUUAUCAUUUUCAUUGUAUCUUGUAUAUUGCAAACAUUUAUGUUAACAAACUAUGUAAUUAAAAGAAAUAAUUUAUGAUGUA